Messenger RNA from Oncorhynchus masou masou (cherry salmon), 1511 nucleotides. RefSeq names its product protein cornichon homolog 3-like. Gene Ontology annotation, biological process: regulation of AMPA receptor activity; endoplasmic reticulum to Golgi vesicle-mediated transport. Gene Ontology annotation, cellular component: dendrite; COPII-coated ER to Golgi transport vesicle; synapse. NCBI's taxonomy places the organism in Eukaryota, Metazoa, Chordata, Actinopteri, Salmoniformes, Salmonidae. The coding region runs from base 69 to 548 and encodes 159 amino acids. The transcript is spliced from 6 exons. The record is from RefSeq and is a predicted model, not a curated record.
CAUAAUCCUUUUAAAAAAAUAAUUCAGCCGAGUUCUCUUUUGGGUGAUAUUUCUCGUGGUGUUCAAUUAUGUUCACUUUCGCUGCCUUCUGCUAUAUGCUGUCGCUGGUCCUCUGUGCUUCUCUGAUCUUCUUUGCGAUAUGGCAUAUAACAGCCUUUGAUGAGCUGCAGGCAGACUUUAAGGUCCCCAUCGAUCAGGGCAAUCCACUCCAUGCGAGAGAGCGACUCCGGAACAUUGAGAGAAUCUGCUGCCUGCUGCGAAAGUUGGUGCUUCCAGAAUAUUCUAUCCAUGGGCUGUUCUGUAUCAUGUUCCUGUGUGCCCAGGAGUGGCUGACAGUAGGCCUCAACAUCCCCCUCCUCUUCUACAACACAUGGAGGUACUUCCACAGCCCCACAGACACUAAGGAGCUCCUCUACGACCCAGCCUCGGUCAUGAACGGGGACACGCUCAAGUUCUGCCAAAAAGAGGCCUGGUGCAAGAUGUCCUUCUUCGUCCUCUCCUUCUUCUACUAUCUCUACUGUAUGGUCUACUCCUUGGUAACCUCAUAACAGCAGAACUCUCUGUAUUUGAGCCAUCCUCCGGAUAUCAGAGACUGAUUUCUGGAAUAUGAGUUAGCUAGCGCAAACAACAACUUUGGAGCAAAAAAGAGCACUUUGUGUCACAGCUUUUCUGUUUCAUGAGAAGAAGGACAGUUGUUGAGUCUGGGCUGUGCUGGUCUGGUCUGGGGGGAAAGGAAGGGUUUCAGCACCAGUCCCCAUCAUCUCCUCAUGUAACGAGACCUUACAGUACUGUUUACAGUGCUCUGUAGGUCAACAGCCCAUGAUGAGUCACAGCGACCACCAUAUCUACUUUUGUCUGUCACUGCCUGGCCAAUGUUUGUACUCACAGCCUGUCCUGGAGAAGUACAGUAGCACCACCACUACCAUAGUAGGACACAGUAGUUUUUUUGUUUUUUUGUUAGGGGGUGGAUCCACUUUAAUAUUGCAGAUAGAUUGUGGCUUUAAUCAAUGUAAUUGUCUGCGUCGUUGCCAAUAUCUCAUAUAUUUUUGGGGGAUAAUAUGUAUUUUUGGGGGUUAAUAUUUAUACAGUUCCAGUCAAACGUUGGGACACACCUACUCAUUCCUGGGUAUUUAUUUAUUUGUACAAUGUUCUGCAUUGUAUCAUAAUAGUGAAGACAUCAAAACUAUGAAAUAACACAUAUAGAGUCAUGUAGUAAACAAAAAUGUGUUCAUCAAAAUAGCUACCCUUUGCCUUGAUGACAAAUUUGCACACUCUUGACAUUCUCUCAACCAGCUUCAUGUGGUAGUCAUCUGGAAUGCAUUUCAAUUAACAGGUGUGGAAAGAACUGAAAACUGCUGUUCACAAAUGCUCUCCAUCCAACCUCACUGAGCUCGAGCUGUUUUGCAAGGAGGAAUGGGAAAAAAAUUCAGUCUCUCGAUGUGCAAAACUGAUAGAGACAUACCCCAAGCGACUUACAGCUGUAAUCGCAGCAAAAGGUGGUGCUACAAAGU